Molecule: messenger RNA, 1830 nt
Organism: Malania oleifera
Lineage: Eukaryota; Viridiplantae; Streptophyta; Magnoliopsida; Santalales; Ximeniaceae
Product: RNA-binding protein BRN1
Exons: 9
Coding region: 203-1513 (436 amino acids)
Cellular component (GO): cytoplasm; ribonucleoprotein complex; nucleus
Molecular function (GO): mRNA binding
Source: RefSeq, a predicted model, not a curated record
AUCCACAAAGCCCCCAUUUUUCCCCUAAGGCAACGAGCGACGACUCCGAGCGCAAAACAAUACGGGACAAGAGAGAGAUUAGAGAGAGAGAGAGAGAGAGAGAGAGAGAGAGAGCGAGAGAGAGAGAGAUCGCAACCAGAAGAGAGAGAGAGAGAGAGAGAGGGACGGAGAGUGAGGGGAGGGGGAGAGAGAAUCGGCAUUAAUGGCGGAAGGGCAAAACCCGCGGAAGUCAAACGAAGAGAGUGUGAAGCUGUUCGUUGGUCAGGUCCCCAAGCACAUGACCGAAGCUCAGCUUCUUGCAAUGUUCAAGGAGUUUGCUCUAGUAGACGAGGUCAACAUAAUCAAAGACAAGACCACGCGAGCUUCCCGAGGGUGUUGUUUUCUUAUAUGCCCUUCGAGGCAGGAAGCGGACAAAGCAGUCAAUGCGUGUCACAACAAGCGGACGCUUCCUGGGUCAUCAAGCCCACUGCAAGUGAAGUAUGCAGAUGGUGAAUUGGAAAGGCUAGAACAUAAACUUUUUGUUGGUAUGCUUCCAAAGAAUGUUUCUGAAGCUGAAGUUUCCGAUCUAUUCUCUAAGCAUGGAACAAUAAAAGAAUUACAAAUUCUACGAGGUUCUCCACAGACAAGCAAAGGAUGUGCUUUUCUUAAAUAUGAAACGAAAGAACAAGCCCUUGCAGCUUUGGAGGCCAUCAAUGGAAAGUAUAAGAUGGAGGGAUCCAGUGUUCCUUUAGUUGUCAAAUGGGCAGACACAGAAAAGGAAAGGCAAGCUCGGAGGGCUCAGAAAGCUCAAUCACAGGGUUCUCAUUUGCCAAAUACUAAUUCGACACAGCAUCCUUCUUUAUUUGGAGCUUUUCCAAUGGGUUAUGUCCCCCCAUAUAAUGGGUAUGGGUAUCAGGCCCCUGGAACUUAUGGACUCAUGCAGUACCGCCUGCCACCAAUGCAGAAUCAACCGGCUUUCCAUAACAUGGUUCCUACAAUAAACCAAGGAAAUGCAUUACGUGGAAUGGCGCCUGAUAUUUCCCCUGGUAUGGCCCCUAGAAGCUAUGCUAUAUCAUCCGGAAGUUAUAUGGGCUCUGCUUAUCCUGCAGUGCCUGGCCUUCAGUAUCCCAUGGCAUAUCCUGGAGGAAUGAUGAGUCACAGGCCAUUGAGUGGUUCUCCUGGUUCAGUGCCACCUGCAGUCACAAACAGUAACUCUGGAACAUCGUCAGGUGCCAGUUCGAGUUCUGGGAGUCAGGCUGAAGGUCCUCCUGGGGCUAAUCUAUUCAUUUACCACAUACCUCAAGAAUUUGGUGAUCAAGAGCUUGCAAAUGCUUUUCAAGCAUUUGGCAGGGUCUUGAGUGCUAAGGUCUUUGUUGACAAAGCAACUGGUGUUAGCAAAUGUUUUGGAUUUGUCAGUUAUGAUUCACCUGCAGCUGCUCAAUCUGCCAUUAGUGUGAUGAAUGGAUGCCAAUUAGGUGGUAAGAAGUUGAAGGUUCAACUGAAGAGAGACAACAAACAGAAUAAACCAUACUGACUUGAAGGUAAGUUAGGAAGGAAGCAGAAUCCCCUACGGUAUGUGGUUGCAUGCACCUGGCCAUAUGGGAGUUACUGCAGUAUCAUGAACGUGGGGUGGAUUGGAGAUAAUCGUUAAAUGCAAUACUCCAUCCUACUUCUUGUUGCCAUGUGGGAUUGAAAUCCUCGUAACUUGUAAUUCUUGGUGCAUUUCGUGCCGACACAAUUUGUAAUCUGUGUAUCAUGGUUUAUUAAGACAUUAAUUAAAAAUUUAUUGAUUUUUACCUUGGGAACUUCUGGUGUUGCAAUAAUUUAAUGGAACAUCCAUGCGAUUUUUUU